Messenger RNA from Benincasa hispida (wax gourd), 1206 nucleotides. The record is from RefSeq and is a predicted model, not a curated record. Lineage: Eukaryota; Viridiplantae; Streptophyta; Magnoliopsida; Cucurbitales; Cucurbitaceae.
GGUGGGAGUGUUCAGAAACAAAAUCAGAACGAAACUCACAAGAAAACCCAAUUUCAAAAAGUUGAAUUUAAGCAAAUUACAUUUAAAAAGAAAAAAAAAACCAGAAAAGAAAAGAAGAAAGAGAAACGAAAACGAUAUCCCACUCUUAACACUGCUGCCAUUACUCUUUUGGAGCAUUCGCAAAUUUUCCUCUGAUCUUUUUCCUCCUUCUUUCUCUUCUCUGUCCUCAAUUAUUUUUAUUGCAAUGGCAAAUUUAGAACCCCCUUUUCCCAGGAAUUUUAUUUUCUGUUGGGUUAUGGUUUUUGGGGGCUCUUCUUUCGAGUUCUGAAGUUCUGCACUUUUCGGUACUCUCUUCCUUCUUUCUUUACUUUUUUUUUUUUUUUUUUUUGGUCUUCCACGUUCUAUCUUCUCAAAUAUCUUUCCCAGACUAAGACAGAUUGAGAAGAAAUUAUAUUAUAUACAUUUACACGUACGAGCAGCAUAGAGUGCAAAUUCAGAAGCUAAUCUCAUCGAUUCUGAUUUAACUCACACUUCAUUCCUUCACCCACUUUUUUCUUUCUAUCUGAAAAGCUUUUCCGCUUGGUUUUAUUUUUAACCUCCCCUUCUCCAGGGAGAAUUUCCUUGUCUCUUUCACAUUCUGCCCUCUCUCUCUCUCUCUCUGAGAAGAAAAGGAAAAAUGGGGUGUGAGUGUAACAAUGGCGUCAUGGGCUCGCGCAGCAGAAUCUUGUGUUCGACUGUUUCUCUUCUCUUUUUUCUGAUUUUGGCAUCGACCCAGAUGAGAUUUAUGGCUGAAGGCAGAUUGAUUUCAAGGAAUGUGAAUGAUGAAGAUAAAGUUGUAUUGAGAGGACAAAUUGGGUCAAGACCUCCAAAAUGUGAGAGAAGAUGCAGCUGGUGUGGACAUUGUGAGGCCAUCCAAGUUCCGGCAAAUCCACAAAAAUCAGCAAUUAAAAAUUCUUCAACAAUGAAGAACAUAGCUUACGCUAGAGAUGAAGCCUCCAAUUACAAGCCCAUGAGCUGGAAAUGCAAAUGUGGGAGCUUAAUCUUCAAUCCUUAAACACUCCCCACCAAUCUCUCUCUGUAAAUUAGUGAUUAUAUAUGAUUGUUAAUUUCUUUAACUUAACCACUCUGAUCUCUCUCUCUCUCGUUUUAAUUAGAUAAUGUAGAGUAUUAUGAUUGAAUUGAAUUUGGCUUGUUUGUGUCAUGCAA